AGAAGUUGACAUCAAAAGCAUCUUAACCAUCAUUAGUGUUGCACGCAACCAUCGAACUUACCGAAAAAAGAUCAGCAGCCUUCAAAGGAUUACAUAAUUCGUGUCGUGUAAAAAUAAAACAAAUUUAGAAAAUGAAAGUAUUCGCCAUCGCCACCGUUUGCCUGGUCGUCGCCAGCUGUGCCUGGGCCGCUCCCAGUGUACAAGAUAAUAAAAUCGAAAGUGAUUCGACCUUUACUCGUGCUGCCCGCUAUUUGGGUUCUUGUCUGGAAAGUGACGAUAUGACCACCUGUUUGGCCGUUAAGGGCAUUACGGCCCUUAAUCGUGCUGCCCGCAGCAAUAACAUCGAAUUGAUCAAUGGUGUUACAUUCAAGAGAGAUCCUGCCACUCCUGUUCAACGUGCCGGACGUGCCAUGAGCGAAAAUGAUGUCUACUCCCAAUUGCCCGAAGAUUCUGAUGAACGCGCUGGUCGUUUGGUUGAUAUGGCCGUGGAAAGUGCUACUGAUUUCUUGGGCUCCCACAACUUGGAAGUUAAGGUACCUGCUGAAGCUACCCAAGAAAUUGCCCGUGCUUUGGAUGAAGGUCGUGGCAAAUUGAAGAAAAUGAUUGGACCCAUUGCCUUGGCCAUCGGUGCUAAAGUUUUCGCCAUUGUACCCCUCUUGUUGGGCGGUUUGGCUCUGUUGACCACCAAGGCCAUCAUUGUUGCCAAAAUCGCUUUGUUCUUGGCUCUUUUGUUAGGCGGCUCCAAAUUGUUCGGUAGCAAAUUGGGUGGUUCCUUGGGCGGUGGCUAUAGCAACAAUGUUGGUUGGUCUGGUGCCUCCACCGGUGGCUGGUCAUCGGGUGCAUCAUCUGCCUACCCUUACGCUCGCAGCAUGAAUGAUGCCCAAGAAUUGGCCUAUGCCGGACAAGUAAAUGAACAAUAGAUCGUUGCAACGCGGCGACUUUUAUUGUAAAGCCAAGCAUUUACAUGCCAAAAAUGUGCCUUUUUCGAUUUUGUGACCCCCUAUUGGGGAAAUCGAAAAGUACCAUUAUGGUCUUAGUUUGUAGUAAUUUAUUGAAAAAAAAGACAACACAAAUUAAUUUAUUUUAAUUUAUUGAAAACGAAUACGCUGAAUAAAUAAGAAUAAUAAUGAAAAAAUAAGUAAAUAUUUGUUAUUUUUGUUAACAUUCACUGACGCCCAAUCACCCGUAAUCGAAAAUAUGUGACAUUCUAGUUCAUUCCAUGAAACGAAAACACCUCACUUAAUUACCAAUAGCUGUUACACCUAAAUUAUUUAUUUAACAUUAUUUGUACAAAUCAUAGAUGAAACAAUCAAAAU
Messenger RNA from Musca domestica (house fly), 1316 nucleotides. RefSeq lists its product as uncharacterized. The record is from RefSeq and is a predicted model, not a curated record. The transcript is spliced from 3 exons. Bases 132 to 920 code for a protein of 262 amino acids. Lineage: Eukaryota; Metazoa; Arthropoda; Insecta; Diptera; Muscidae.